AGGUGAGUUAGGGUCUGUCUGCUUGACAAGUGACAACCUGAGGGCCAGCUCCGAUAAUCUGCAUUUACAGAAACACUCCGGCAACAAUACAAAGUUGGGAUUUGAGCGUGCGGAACGGGACGACGGCCACGUCACUCACGGAGAGGAGAGAAUGGGAGAAAGAGGCAGAGUGGGGAGCUCAGAGGGCUGCCAGUAUCUCAUUGGCCGAGAGCCCCGUCCAAACAAAAUUGUAGAACGGAAGGCUGUUCACUUAGCAAGACAAGGACAAUUGCGACAGAUAGCUCUAAAGGAAUGGACGACCGGUAUACGCGCAGCUAGGAAAAAGUGUGUCCAUUGAUUAGAAAGUAUUUCAUCGAAAAAAGUUAAAAUGAGUGAUCUGUGAUUUACAGGUUGUGGAUCGGGUACAUGCAUACGGACCAUUCAGCGUCGUACUGCGAAUAUCCCAGACAUCGCCAUGUAGAUAUGGGAUGAACGACUUCAUUUCUGCUUGUCUUUAUUUUAUGGUUGCGAACAGAUGUUGUAGCGAUAAUUUCGUCAAGUCGUCAAGCUUAUGCGGUGUGCGGCUUUAAAUAUAGACAUAUUUCACAGUUUGAUGAUUUGUAUACAGCAGUAUAUUUGUGAAAACUUUGUGUGGUGAUGUGCUAACAGGAAUAGAUCAGCUAAGAAUACACCUGCGCAAACGUCAGUUACCGUUGGGCAACCAGUCGUGGAGUUAUCAAAUUGAUUUCUGGUGUAUAGGGGAUUGUAGCAAUACGCCCUGACGUUCGGUACCGCCCGUGCCCUGGGGUAAACAGUCAAUCGCCCCAUCGACAUGCUAUUGUGCAGUGACUUGGUUAAGCAUAACAGAGGAAUUUCAUAGCGUCUUAGCCGCAGUCAAGGGAUUGGUCUACCUACCGCGUGCAGAAACACCAUGGACAGAGAUACGAUAGGACUUUGGUUAAGUCUUUUGGGCUUACUACAAUGGCUUUCCCGCGUGCCUGCUUAUCACCCGAACUCAUUGUCGGAGAUGAGCUGUUUUCACCGGCUGGACCGCCUGGAGCACGAGCCGGUGUUCGCCCCUCAGCCACCAGAUGUGAGCGGCCUGUGGACGUCAUACAGAUGUGAAGUUCGGCCAGGUCCGGAAUUUCUCCUAAGGAAAUACAAGUUCGAAAACAAUUCCACUUUCGUCGUCUACCAGUUUUACUAUUCCGAUCCGGAUUGCACCAGUCCAACGUACUCGGUCCGUGCAUCCGGGCGAUACCGGCCGGUUCGAAAAGCCUGGUCUGUUCCAGGUGGAACAGAAAUAGACUACAGACUGUUACGGGUCUCUCUGAUGCCUUACACAGUCGACAUGGCCGACUUGUUAAACCAAAGAGUCAAAACAAGAUGUGCUUUUAUGGAUUUUCAAAAAUGGAAACCUUACGAAGCUCAAGAUAUUUUCAAUUUCCCAGAGAAAUCUCCAAAAAUUGGCCAAGAGACUCUACCACCCACAGAGGGCGCUGACUUCGAUUGUUCUCACGUGACUGAUUUUACAUUGCACGAGCUUCAGUUGAUGAGGCGGGAAAUUCGACUACGUCAUCCACAUGUGGCGCGUGAGGAGGGGUAUCAGAUUUUACAAUUGAACCAGAGUGGAGAAGAUACAAUUGAGGAACUUUACCUGGGGGAUAUUCAUACGGAAUUGUCACAAAGACGGUAUUAUCGACCCAGCAGUUACCAGAUUGCCCUCAGAAAACCAAAGAUGUCGUCAAGCUGUGCAGUAUGUGACAGACUGGUCAACGCUGACGUCUUCUUCCCGCCCGAGUUGCAUCAUCGACACGGCACUAUGAUAAGCCUGUUCGGAGAGUGGGUCAGCCAGCGUUGUGAAGCCCGUCCCCACGGGAUGUUCUUAACGCGUAGACUCAUCUUCCCGGAGAACAGUCACCGCUGGGAGGGUUAUUAUGUCUUCUUCCACGACUCACUCUGUCGCGACAAAACCUUCACGCUCUACGCGCAGGGGAACUAUGCCCCUGGAAGUAUCUCAGGGGUCAUUUCCGGGGCUCAACAUUACGACUUUAAGGUUAAUAGGGUAAAGGUUACGCCGAACGACCGGAAGACUACGGACUUGUUUAAUGGGUACUCAGGAGAUGGCUGUGGGAAACCAAAGUCAUGGAAAAUCAACGUGGAGCAGGAUGUAACACAUACUAAUGGAUGUGAAACACUGGGAAUUCGACUUCCAUAUAUUGAAUAUGACCUUAUGAAAAUGGAAUACAAGCACUGGAAAUAUCACCUUUUUAUUGGACAAAGACCUACGGAUGGAAAACCAAUCAAAUCUCCUGAAAGACGACCGACGUCGUUUCAAGCACCUUUGGUGAAGUGUGAACCCAUUAUGGUAGCGCUUGCGUACACUAAGGACCACGAUCGUCGUGCACUAGAUGACCCCAGCUCGACAGCUAACUCACUACAUCUCACUGGUCUGACUUCGAUUGGAGUCUGGCUGUCUGUAAUCACGCUUUUAGUAAGAGCAUUAAGUUAAUCCCAGUAGGCUCUUUUAAAAUGAUAUUUCAAUUUAUUAUGUUACAGCAUAUCAAAAAUCGUCCUGGGAUAAGAUAGCAAGAAGAUAUUAACAUAAAAACGGGUAUUUAUGUUAGAAAGCUUUUGGAUGUUGAUGAUUUGACUGUUAUCAGUGUGUUAAGGCAUACGUGGGAAGUCUACCAGCAACCUGCGGAUGGUCGUGAGUUUCCCGCGGGCUCUACCCGGUUUCCUCCCACCAUAAUUAGCUCAUGCUAAACACCUGUAAAACCCAGAAUCGGCUGCGUAAAAUCCUUAAACAUCAUUAUUAUGACGCCAAAGCAACUGAAAUCUGUUCAUUCUUUACAACGACUCAAACCCUUUUUCGGAGCAGUUACCUACAGGCGAUACUAUUGCCUUAUUAAUGGCAAUGCAUCAAAGCGUUGUAGACAAGAUUCCAGCUCAUGCUGACUUCCUCUCCAGUCGUAGGUGGGAAGGUCUUGCAGCAACCUGUGGAUGGUCGUAUCCGUUUCCUCGGGUCUCUACCCGUCGUAUAAGUGAAAUAUUUUUGAGUACAGCAUAAAACACCAAUCAAAUAAAUGAAUAAAUAUGGUGAGUCAUUCUGAGUAGAUCCC
Liolophura sinensis is the source of this 3101-nucleotide messenger RNA. Its product is annotated as protein APCDD1-like. Gene Ontology annotation, molecular function: Wnt-protein binding. Bases 911 to 2491 code for a protein of 526 amino acids. Lineage: Eukaryota; Metazoa; Mollusca; Polyplacophora; Chitonida; Chitonidae. Gene Ontology annotation, biological process: negative regulation of Wnt signaling pathway. The transcript has 5 exons. Gene Ontology annotation, cellular component: plasma membrane. The record is from RefSeq and is a predicted model, not a curated record.